Messenger RNA from Varroa destructor (honeybee mite), 4350 nucleotides. It is a transcript of the gene SrpRalpha, whose product is annotated as signal recognition particle receptor alpha. NCBI's taxonomy places the organism in Eukaryota, Metazoa, Arthropoda, Arachnida, Mesostigmata, Varroidae. The record is from RefSeq and is a predicted model, not a curated record. Gene Ontology annotation, cellular component: signal recognition particle receptor complex; endoplasmic reticulum membrane. Gene Ontology annotation, biological process: SRP-dependent cotranslational protein targeting to membrane; intracellular protein transport. Gene Ontology annotation, molecular function: signal recognition particle binding; GTPase activity; GTP binding.
AUAGCAGUCGCGUUCGAUUUGACCAACAUCUCGUGUGUGCAGAUUUGCGUUGCGCUCGUAUGAACGCAAGCAAUUAUAGUUGUGAGCCCUGGCGGCGUUGUGUGUUGAUGUUUUCGGCAAUCCCGACCGGUGGCGGUUAUAUGCGAUUAACAACAUUGUCCUAUGCAGGAAGCGAAGAAGUACAAGCUGGUUUUUGUGAGUGAUAUUUGCGGAUGAAAAUGGUUAAAUUUUUGUUAAUUGGCAGCGCUCGAUUUCAUUCAUAAGGCAGCUGGACUAGUCAAGUUCAUAGAUUCUUAGUGAAAUUUACCUUACAAGGCUCACUAUGCGUGUGUGCUGCGAAAGACAUGGGUCGUGGCUGGAAGCAGGUGUCUCUGAAUGUCAGCUGUCCAUGGUCAUUUGUAUUUUUUGCAUAGCGGAAUGCUAAUAGGCCACUGAAUAGGAUAAUUGACCAUCAAUUAUUAUUGAAGAAUGAAGGCAGUAGUAGCUUGGUUAGACACCAUUUUCCAUACAAAGAACUACUGUGGACCGGAUCUAUGAAGCAAGCAGCUGAUACAGAAGACCCUGUUCUAACAAUAGACAACAGUCAUGCUAGAUUUAUUUGCCAUAUUUUCCAAAAGCGGACUCGUCCUUUGGUGUUUCCAGUCAACCGGAGAUGCGUUCGCAUCAGCGGUUAACGCGCUGAUCCGUGAGGUGAUCCUCCAAGGGCGCUCACACAAAGAAGAGUUUCAGCACAACCAGCUGUCACUCCGGUUCCGAAUGGACAACGAGUUUGAUCUCGUGUUCGUGACAGCCUAUCAGAAAAUUCUUCAGCUGUCGUAUGUUGACAAAUUUCUUGAUGAUAUACAACUCGAGUUCCGAGAUAAAUACAGACAGGAUCUCGAGAGCCGUAAUUACUUCGCAAACUAUUCAAUGAGUGGCGAAUUUCCUAAGAUUCUAAGAAGGGCUGAAGAGGCAAGCAAAGAAAAUCGGGUUCCAAAAAUGCGGACCUUCCAAGAAAGCCAUAAGUCGAAAAAAACAAUUGCAGCCCUUAUCGAAAAUAAUAAAACAAAAGACGCACCUAAGGCGUUUCAGGAGGUAGAAUCAAAAAAGGAUACUCGACCAAUUGUAGCAGCAGCUUUGGACGAAGAUUUGGAAGAUGUGACUCGUAACCGUCAGAAGAUGUUUGAACGAAUGAACAAAAAAGGUAGCAAGGGCGGUGCAGAUAAUAAGAAAAGUCCGCCCAUAAACAAAGAGAGUGGAAAAGGCAAGAAAGCCCGUGUUUGGGAUAAUCAGGGUCAUUCGACUGCGGGGCUUGAUUACUCCGAGGCUCCUUCAGCACCGUCUGGAAAUGGUGUUCUUGAGGAGCGCAGUCGCUUCCAGUUUCAAACGUCUUGGGUAGGACAGGCUAAAGGUGACAUUCGCGAUAUAGGUUUCGACGAUUCAUCUGACGAUGAUUGUGACGACGGCGACGCUGCCGGUCAUAAGGCCAUUGUCAAGGGAGGCUUAUUCGGAAUGUUCAAAGGACUCGUUGGACAAAAGGCACUAACUCGAGCGGAGGUUGAUCCCGUGCUAGACAAGUUGCGAGAACAUCUUAUUACCAAGAACGUAGCCGCAGAGGUGGCCACACAAUUGUGCAAGAGUGUUGCCGUUCAGAUGGAAGGCCAAAUAUUGGGCUCAUUUCAGAGAGUGGCAUCGGUCAUUCGUGAGACGCUGUCAGACGCUCUUGUGCAGGUGUUGUCACCUAAACGGCGAAUGGAUCUUCUUCGUGAUGUGCUAGAAUGCCGUCGUGACAAUCGUCCCUACGUGAUCGCUUUCUGUGGUGUCAACGGUGUUGGCAAGUCAACCAAUCUCGCCAAGAUCUGUUUCUGGCUAAUGGAAAAUGACUGUCGAGUGUUAAUCGCUGCGUGUGAUACUUUCCGAGCUGGUGCGGUUGAACAGCUGCGUACACAUGUACGUCAUCUAGACACACUGCACAAGGACAAGGUGCAGCUGUACGAGAGGGGGUACGGCAAAGAUGCUGCUGGAAUAGCCUCUGAGGCGAUUAGCUUCGCAAGGGAGGCGCGUUUUGAUGUCGUUUUGAUCGACACGGCAGGGCGAAUGCAGGAUAACGAACCACUGAUGCGCGCCUUGGCUAAGCUUGUUGUUGUCAACCGUCCCGAUCUUCUACUCUUCGUUGGUGAAGCCCUCGUUGGUAAUGAGGCAGUGGACCAGCUAACUCGUUUCAACAUAGCCCUUGCGGAUCACAGCAAAAUGCAGGGUCAUCCACGUCUCAUAGAUGGCAUCGUGCUGUCCAAGUUUGACACCAUUGACGACAAAGUUGGAGCCGCUGUGUCCAUGAGUUAUAUCACCGGACAACCAAUCGUUUUUGUCGGUACGGGGCAAACCUAUGUUGACCUUAAAGCUCUCAAUCCAAAAGCAGUUGUUAAGGCCCUUAUGAAGUAGACAGGAUAAAGCAAAGCGUGUCGCCAAGAACAGUUGGGUGCUGGAACUAUUUGAGUCUGCGUUUUAGGAGAAAAAGUAUGAAUUUUGGUUUACAAGCCGAGGAUCAUCAUAACGUAAUACGAUGCUGUCAAUCAUCCCCUUUUAAAGUACCUCUCACCGAAAUCAAAAUUAUACUUAAUACAAUCUAUGCAUCAUGAUGCAUAUACAGAGUUGGUAUGUUAUCAAACUAAUAUGAAUAGUUUUAACAGCAUUGAUCCGUUGUUCGAUACUUGAAGUGUAUUUAAGUAAUGUCCUACCAAGUAUCAACACGGUCAGAUGAAUAUUAACAGCCCAAGUUUUCAAUCAUAAUAAACCAUCGGUGUUCAAUUUCUCAGUUGGCCAACAAAGCCACAAAUAAUAUUAGCCAUAAAUAAUGUUACGCACUCAAACUACAUAAGAAUAUGGUACAGUGAAAGCAACAAAACGACGAUGCCACUAAUUGUACUAAUGGCGUCAUACAAACAUUACCCUCAACAAAGCAGGCUGAUUGAAGGGAGCCCGUGCAGCUGUAAGAAUAAAGUCAUGAAUGCAAGCAUUAAACAACAGUUAUAGUAUAAUUGAAACUAGCCUUUUUUCUUAACAAAUAAAACCUUUUUUUAUUCAAGGUCUCCAUAUAAGUUAGCUUCCUCAUUAACCUUUUAUUUUUACAUAUAUACAAAUCGUGAUAGUUGCUAAAAUAAUGGCGUAUCUGUAGUGAGCAAGUCAAGUCGGCCUUCUCCAUUCACUAUAUCAGCUUUAAUGUUUUCUGCAAAAAAAAAACUUCUUCUUUUAUUGUUUGAAUGUGAAAUCUUAUUUGAAACCUCAUUUGCUUGGUUCGUUUACGAUGAACAACUAGCAUGACUACGCUCACCUUUUUUUUGUCUAAGGCACCAAAUCCCCUAGACUGGUGACCGAUGCGGCCUAUGGUCAGCUGUGUUUUGCUUAUGUUGUAUUUUUGAUUGCUAGUUUAUGAUUAUUCGUUUGGAACCAUAACAAUAACUUCGUGUCGGUUGCGGUCAAAUUGGCGUGGCUGCCACCAAAGACAAACAGGUGACUUUAUACUUACGGCUGCACGGGCUCCCUUCAAUCAGUCUGCUCUAUUGAGGAUAAUGUUUCUAUGACGCCAUUGCUAUCACUAGUGGCAUCGUCGUUUCGUUGCUUUCACUGUACCGUGUUCUUAUGCACUUGCGAGUGCAUAACAUAAUUUAUGGUUAAUAUUGUUUGUGGUUUUGUUGGUCUACUAAGAAAUUAAACACCGAUGGUUUAUUAUGAUUGAAGACUUGGGCUCUUAACAUCCAUUUGGUCGUGUUGUGAUCCCUUGGUAGGGUCUUACCUUUCUAAAUGUACUUCAAGGAUCGAAACACGAUCAGUUCUUUUAGGACUAUUAAUAUUAGUUCGACAACAUACCAACUCUGUAUAUGCAUCUUUUCGAUGAUGCAUAUACAGAGUCAAAUCCUAUAAUAGCAAUUACCCUCAGUAGUGCAGGCUGAUUGAAGGGAGCCCGUGCAGCUGUAAAUAUAAAGUCACCUGUCUGUUUUUGGUGGCAGCCACGCCAAUUUGAUCGCAACCGACAUGAAAUCAUAGUUAUGGCGCUAAAAGAAUGAUUAUAAACAAGCAAUCAAAAUUACAACAUACGCAAAACACAGCUGACCAUAGGCCGCAUCUAGAAGAUUUGCUGCCUUGACAAAAAAAGGGGGUGAGAGUAGUCAUGCCAAUUGUUCAUCCUAAACGAACCAAGCAAAUGAAGUUUCAAAUAAGGUUUCACGUUCAAACGAUAAAAAAAAAGUUUCUUUUUGCAGAAAACAUUAAAGCUGAUAUAGUGAGUAGAAGAGGCCGACUUGUCUUGCUCACCACAGAUACGCCAUUACUUUGGCAACUACCAUGAUUAGUAUAUAUGUAAAAAUAAAAGGU